Messenger RNA from Labeo rohita (rohu), 1463 nucleotides. RefSeq names its product stonustoxin subunit beta-like. Lineage: Eukaryota; Metazoa; Chordata; Actinopteri; Cypriniformes; Cyprinidae. The record is from RefSeq and is a predicted model, not a curated record. Gene Ontology annotation, molecular function: protein binding. The coding region runs from base 149 to 736 and encodes 195 amino acids. The transcript is spliced from 3 exons.
GUCAACCUGAAGGUUCACUGAUUAGUGCCGUUUCAGCUCUACAAUUAUCAAACUGCUGUCUAAAGAAACUGGACCUGAACAACUUAAUUCAGGAGAGGAGUGAAGCUACUCAAUAAGAAGCUGGCAACUGGACAAUCUAAGUUGGAUCAUGGAAUACAACCCAGAGAACAUGAGUCGAGAAGAACUCUUAAAAUAUUUCUGUGAUCUCACACUGGAUCCAAAAACAGUACACAAUCGUCUCUCUGUUGUAGAGGGCAACAAAAAGUUGAUAUGUAAUCCAGAACCGGUGUCAUAUCCUGAUAAUCCAGAAAGGUUUGACGGCCUUCCCCAGGUUCUGUGUAAAGAGCGUCUGUCUGGACGCUGUUACUGGGAGGCUGAAUGGAGCGGGUUGGGUGAUAUGGUGGUGUCAUAUGAAGGAAUCGGCAGGAAAGGAGAAGGUUUUGAGACCAGGUUCGGAGCCAAUGACAAAUCCUGGAUUCUGAGCUGCUUCGGAGAGAAACUGAUUGCCUGGCAUGACAAUAUGGGAUCACAUAUACCUCCCCCAGCACCUCCCUUAAACAAAGUAGCAGUGUAUCUGGAUGAGCCGGCCGGCACUCUGUCCUUCUACAGCAUCUCUGACACAAACACACUCAGACACUUGUACACAUUCAACACCACAUUCACUGAACCCCUCUAUGCUGGAUUUGUGCUUUACACUAAUUCAGUGUCUCUACGUGAUGUUAAAAAGACAGGAUGAACAUUUUCUAUCCUCUACAAGAUAUACAGUGGACCCAAAAAGUAUCUGCGCUCUUUAGACAACUAAUAAUAUCAAAACAAGUGCCCUUUAUUUUAUAGCACAAGUGCACUUUUCAACUAAAAAGCUUUACAAAAUGAGGUUUGUUAGGUUUUGAGAUAUUCAACAAAAUUUGUUCAAUGUGAAAAAUAAAAAUCUAUGAAUGUCAAACUUUAUGUAACAUUGAUAUAAUCCACAUAAUGGUCGUUCUGUGUCAAAAGGGACCUUUAGACCAUUGCUUACAAAGUUUAAAAAAAUGUCUCUAAAAAUUAAAUUAGUGUUAAGAAAGGCUCUAGUAUCUUUUGUUGCAGACUAUACCACUUUGUAUCCAAUGCAAUAAAAUUCUGACAUUUUUAGGUGUGACUAGUAUCUAAAUACUUUUUGGGCACUAAAUGAUAGUCCUGAUUUAUUUGCUGGUUACAAUGACGACUUACUCCCAUCAACACAAGCUGAUGUUGUUGUGCCAUAUCACGAUUGUGUGGUUUCAUCAACUGAUAUUUGUCUUCACGAGUAAUAGAUCUCAAUUUCAAGGUUUUUAACAUUAUGGGAUGUUGUUGUAAAGCGGUAAUGUUCCAUUGCUAUUGUCUGUGGUAUAGAAACACUUGUUGGAUUUAUACUGGGCAGAUAAAGUCUGAGCAUUGAAACAUACAAAACUAAGAUUAUUCAAUAAACUCUGCUCAUUUUACCAUCA